AUGGAUUUUGAGGAAGAUUACGAUGCUGAGUUUGAUGAUAAUCAAGAAGGACAAUUAGAAACACCUUUUCCAGCAGUGACUGGUGCUGACGAUGGGAACAAUGCUGAUGAUGACUCUAUCGCAGGAAACAUGAAAAGGAAGCAAAAGAGAGAGGUUGUAGUGGAUGAUGGAAGUGAAAAUGCAUUUGGUAUACCCGAAUUUACAAGAAAAGAUAAGACAUUGGAGGAGAUUCUAGAGAUGAUGGACAAUACUCCUCCAAUCAUCCCCGAUGCUGUGGUAGACUACUAUCUAACCAAGAACGGAUUUAACGUGGCAGACAUACGAGUGAAACGACUUUUAGCACUGGCUACUCAAAAGUUUGUUAGCGAUAUAGCUAAGGAUGCCUACGAGUAUUCGAGGAUCAGGUCCUCUGUGGCGGUAUCUAAUGCAAACAAUAGUCAAGCGAGAGCUAGGCAGCUAUUGCAAGGGCAGCAGCAGCCUGGUGUGCAGCAGAUAUCACAGCAACAACAUCAACAGAAUGAGAAGACUACAGCAAGCAAAGUUGUUCUGACGGUGAACGAUCUCAGUAGCGCUGUUGCUGAGUAUGGGCUCAAUAUAGGUCGUCCUGACUUUUAUCGGUAG
Molecule: messenger RNA, 621 nt
Organism: Saccharomyces paradoxus
Lineage: Eukaryota; Fungi; Ascomycota; Saccharomycetes; Saccharomycetales; Saccharomycetaceae
Gene: TAF10
Product: Taf10p
Exons: 1
Coding region: 1-621 (206 amino acids)
Biological process (GO): transcription initiation at RNA polymerase II promoter
Cellular component (GO): nucleus; transcription factor TFIID complex; SAGA complex
Molecular function (GO): promoter-specific chromatin binding; RNA polymerase II general transcription initiation factor activity
Source: RefSeq, a predicted model, not a curated record